AAAUCUAUUAAUUUAGUGUCCAAUUUGAGUGAAGAUUCAUAUGACUAUGUGUUUGGUGGUCGACGCAAGACUCCGCCUUCUACAACAGCACUUAAGUUGACCUCGCCUCCUGUACGACUGAGACCAGAAGACGCUUAUAAUAAUACACGCAACAUUAGUAGUGGUGGUUUUGGUUCAAAUACAAAUAACGGAAAUACUGGUGGUGGUCGUUUUUAUCGUCACUCCUUUAGCUACGUACCCAAACGUUCUCGUCACACACAAAACGAACGUGAACGUAAUGCAAAUUAUGAAUCAAGAUUAAGAUGUCAUGGCGAAGAUGAAGCAACCCUGCGGCAAUUGUUACUUGAGUAAGUAUUUUCUUAUAUACAUAUAUAUAUAUUUUAAUCUUUAUCUUCAUCUCUAUCUCUCUCUGUAUAUGUAUCUUAACUAUAUUUGUUUCUUUUUAAACAACACAUAUUUAUUAUUAAAAACUUAUAAUUUUAUAUAGAAAAAAGUAUAUAUAUAUACUAUAUCAACUUAUCAACACUUCCAACUACUCACUUUUUACACUAUAACAAUAAAAACAACAAUUUAUUUAAAUACAAAAAAAACCAAACACACUUACACUUUUACAUUAAUACUUUUACAUAGAAACUUAUUUACAUAGAUACUGCUACAUACAAUAAUACAUAUAUAG
Molecule: messenger RNA, 676 nt
Organism: Lucilia cuprina (Australian sheep blowfly)
Lineage: Eukaryota; Metazoa; Arthropoda; Insecta; Diptera; Calliphoridae
Exons: 2
Source: RefSeq, a predicted model, not a curated record